Zootoca vivipara (common lizard) is the source of this 1132-nucleotide messenger RNA. The record is from RefSeq and is a predicted model, not a curated record. NCBI's taxonomy places the organism in Eukaryota, Metazoa, Chordata, Lepidosauria, Squamata, Lacertidae.
GCCAGCUGGGCCCCCAGUCCGUGUUUGGCAUCUACGCACUGAUGUCUCCGGACCCCCCACCUCGAGCGGCGCCGGUCGGAGGGAUGGAGCCGGAGGGCGGGUGCCCGGCUCCCGCCCUGCAAGGCCCACCUGCACCCAGCGAUGGAGAGGUGGCGCCUCCUGGCCCUGAAGCCCCCUUCUGCGUGGAGGAGCCCCCUCUCUGCCCGGGAGAGGAGGGACAGGAGGCGGUGGUGGUGUGUGGCCCCCAGGAGAGGCUGCCUGAAGAUUCCCCGGUGGUGGUCCGGACCCCAGCCUACUCGGUGGAGCUGCCUCCGUGCCACGGGGUCCCGGGGCCCACUCUUGGGGAGCUGCCGGCCACGGAACAGGAGGCGGUCCCCGUGGUCCCCCUGGAGCCCAUGAGGGAGCUCCCCAUUCGGGGGAAAUGCCUGAUCUACAACUGGCAAGAGGAGAGAGCUACCAACGACCUGGACCGUGUGCCCUGUUCCGAGUGGGGCACAGAGGCCUCCUUCUACCGGCACGGGCACCGAGGGCUGCUUACCCAGCAGUUUCUGGCUGGCCUGAGCAGCAGCACCACCAUGAAGGACGCCUUCCGCAAGCCCUGGAGGACUGGGCUCCCCAUAAGAGGGCAGCGUGAGGCCAUGCUGGAGUGGCUCCUGUACCAGAAGCACAGCAAGGAGGUGCAGGAGCAGGGCGACCCUCCGUGUGGGCCCAUGGAUACCAUCUCCACCAUGCAUGACCACUAUCGCAAAGAGGGCUUUGUUUCGGUGGCCCCUGCCCCCACCAAGGUGAGAGAGAGGCAAGUGCCCCCCCCUCAGGGUGCUCAUUCUCCUCCUCGGCAUCCCCCCAACCCCCCCCAAAAGGGAGCAGGAGGAAGAGGAGGCUGCCAUGUGACUCUUGCCCUCUCUCCCCCCCACCAGCCCCACGACUACCGCCUGGAGCAGCCGCAGACCUUCUGGUUGGAGCAUUGCCGACAGGUGCCGGGCGUCUCCAAUAUCCGGACUGGUGACACCCCCUUUAAGAAGUGUGCGACGUUCACAACCCCCACCACUGAAUACCUCGACCAGCCUCUGCCCUACGGCCCAGAGAACUACCCCAAGCUCUAACAAAAUAAAGGGGCCAGCUAUUGACAGAU